Molecule: messenger RNA, 1548 nt
Organism: Truncatella angustata
Lineage: Eukaryota; Fungi; Ascomycota; Sordariomycetes; Amphisphaeriales; Sporocadaceae
Exons: 2
Coding region: 107-1363 (418 amino acids)
Source: RefSeq, a predicted model, not a curated record
AAAACAGAAUACAUCAGACCGUUUACUGAGAAAUUUUGCAUGGUCCCAUCUCAUCGGUCUUUCCUUGAGUCCGUUUCGAACCAAAAACUAUAAACCUCAUUUCAUUAUGGAUACAGUGAAGGAAACCCCCAAGUACACUACCGUUGGUUCCAUUGCCAAUACAAACACCACGCCUCUUCAACCGCCCACUCGCAGAGGUCGAACCGCCAAGUGGCCAUUGCCAGUAGACUUUGGGCUCCUGACAUCACCAACAUCCGGGUUUUCCUUGGGUUCUGGUAUGCGGUCGCCGCCUCCUGCUGAUGCACGACCCCUACACUAUUCUCCCCUCAGGCAAAACACGGAUCGUGCCAUGAGCCCUACCAUGGAUCGCUCAAGUCUCACCGCCUCGAGUGUUUCGUUUGUCAAUAUCAUCUCAGCCAGAGCUGCAACUCUUGACAAAGAAGAUGAGACAAGCAUGACAAGCAAAGCCGCCCGUAUUGAAGCUGAGAACUUGGAUGACCAUACAUCCAUGAAACAGUUGUCGGUCAAAUCAUUGACCAACUUGGCUUCCUACGAGAACCCUAAGCAAAAGAUUGCUCAAAAAAUCUUAUCCCGCGCUCGUUCAACCCCGCUUCAACCUACGCGAGCCUACUCGGAUCAAAUUUCUGUAGCAAGCAUGCUACAGUCAGAUGGCACAGCCGAACACCGCAACGACUCAACGGCGAGCUCUAUCUUAUCCAGGGGACCUGGUGCUCCUCGGCCAUUGACAGCUGGUCCUCCAGGCUUACGCCAACACGCUAUUCCCGCAGUCGUUCUGGAGUCGGACCGGGCAUCUCUUCGCAAUGUCACCUCUUCGAGAACGUGCCUCUCAUCAGUCAGAGAAGUCCUCCGCGCAGAUGGCUACUCCUCUUCCAAGAUGGUCGACACUCUCUCCGCAGAAGAGGCCCGUGUGUAUUAUCAACAAGGGCUUUUACCGGCAAAUUUUAACUUUCAAACGCAGCCCUCAGCUACAACAAUAGAGCGUAACUCUUCCACCGACGAAUGUACAAGUCAUAUGGGCAACAACAAGAAAAACCACAUUUCCCGAAGCGCUGUGAUCAAUGCGCUAUGGAACGAAGGAACAGAGAUGCUUGGAAAAUCCAUCAAUGAAGCAUCUUACGAGCAUACACAUCGAGACUUUGAGAAGCUCAUGGGUAUCGAGUCUAACCACAAAGAAAUCAAGCCAAAGACUGUGCUCCCAAAGAUCUCUGUCCAGCAGGCCGACCUCAUGUCUAUUGAGGAGCAUGCGGCGCCCUUGCUGAGCAUUGCUUUUCAGACACUUGUCGGUUCUGAAAUGUUCACACUAUCUGGCAACCUGCCCAAAUUGAGAUACCAAGAGAUUUGAAACCCAAGGUCAUAAACAAGGUUCCCAAAGGCUUUCCACUUGAACCACGGUUUCCACAAUUUUGAAUUCGGGAUCCAAGCAGUCUCAUUCUUGUCAGCGCUCAAGUUUGGGCAAUAACUUUAGGGAGCAUUCGACCACUUCGAUGCGUACACUAUCGAAAAAAUUUCUUGCUCUUUUGGUUCAAA